AUGUUGCAAAGCUGGCACCAAGCCCUCUGGGCCCUUCUUAUGCUCGUUUCUGUCGCCCAGGCUCAGUUCAACUUCUUUGAGCAAAUGUUCGGAGGCGGCGAGCAGCAACAACGUCAACAGCAGCGAUCGCAAAACUCGCCCAGCGACAGCAGCCGAUACCAGCAAAUGUGGAGUGGAGCUCAAUGCGACAACUAUCUCUGUCCCGGAACUCUUGCAUGUGUACACUUCCCACACCACUGCCCAUGCCCCCAUCCAGACGUGGAGGAGAAGGUCGAACUUGGCGAAGGAAGUGCCAUUUGUGUGUCGAAGGGAGGAUACAAGGCAGGGGAAUCUGCGCGCAAAAUUGAGCUGGCUCGCAAGGGUCUCCUUUGA
Penicillium brevicompactum is the source of this 372-nucleotide messenger RNA. RefSeq names its product protein lcl2 (gene lcl2). The transcript has 2 exons. Bases 1 to 372 code for a protein of 123 amino acids. The record is from RefSeq and is a predicted model, not a curated record. Lineage: Eukaryota; Fungi; Ascomycota; Eurotiomycetes; Eurotiales; Aspergillaceae.